UCUGCCCCGCGGCGAGCCCGACUGCCGUGGCACAGACCGGCCCCCGGAGUCCCUUGUCUAGAGUAGUGGAGCCAGCCGCAGCCACCAAGUUAGGUGGAGACACCGCGAAGAACGCGGCACCUGAGAGAAGAAGGCGCUUGAGGGUGUUUAGCUGCGUAGGCGUGUUAAACAGACCCUGCCUUCCUCUGGUCGCUGGUGCUGAGCCCUCAGGAGAGCGGGACUUCCUGUCCCUGGAAGGGUGGAGUAUUCGGCCAGACAGAGUCCUUGCACCUUCUCUUAAUUCCUUGGAACCCACUUACCAGCAUGCCACGCAGGCACUCCUCGGCACCCUGUCUUUGGCCCCAGCAGCUCUUCUCCCCGAAACACGAAUAGUACUCCCAAGUUUGUCAUUUGUGGUUAGGGGCCUCUUGGCGCCAGAGUAGCCUCCUCUGCUCCCCCAAUUGAGAAGCUCAGAGGGCAAGGGGACUUUCAGGGUCCAGGAGGACACCAGGACUAGGUUAUUCUCACUUUCCUCUGCGCUGCUGUUUGCUGGAUGAGGUGGUGGAAUUACCUUCAGAGCCUCUGGGGAGUGGUACCUCUUUCUGGAAAGUAGGCUUUGCAUUAUCGCCCACCUGUUGAGAGCGCAGCCCUGAAGAGUUCACGUCUGAGUUCGGGUUGUAGAGCCUUCCCUCCUCAGCUCUUUGGCCCCAAUGAGUUAGCUUGUUAAACUGGAGGGAAGAGGGGGCGGGGCAGGUGCUGAGGGACCCCGGGGAUUCUUGACUUUUGAGUGCAAGAAAGAAUUCUCAUGGAAUCAGAAGAGGUGCGUUAGAAAUGAAACUUGAUUGCAGGUGAGAGGACACAAUAAAGAGUGCAGGCAGAUUCCAGGAAGAAUGGCCCCUUUGGUCUUAAGGCUGCUGUCAGAAAUAUUUGCAGCGCACAUAUCAAAGUUCUGAGAAAGUCUGAUGUCACUUACCCUAGACUUUUGAACCCCAGACCCACGAUAUCUCAGUGUUUGCUUACAUCAUGGGGAUUUACGUGUUGAGCUUCGUUGAAUUCAAUCUGGGAACCACGGACUGAGAUGAUGUCUGAAACAGACUCCAGAAAGGAUGUAGCUGGUCACUACGUCUCCCCCUUUCACGACAUCCCUCUGAAGGCGGAUUCCAGAGAGGAAAAUGGCAUUCCCACAAAGAGAGCGCGGAGUGGUGAAUAUGAGAAUUUGUUUAAUAUGGUUGUGGAAGUACCUCGGUGGACAAAUGCAAAAAUGGAGAUUGCUGCAGAAGAGCCGUUGAACCCCAUUAAACAAGAUACGAAGGGUGACAAGCUGCGCUACGUGGCCAACAUCUUCCCUCACAAGGGCUACAUAUGGAAUUAUGGUGCCCUCCCGCAGACUUGGGAAGAUCCCCAUCGAAAAGAUAAGAGCACAGGCUGCUGUGGAGAUAACGAUCCUAUCGAUGUGUGUGAAAUAGGCUCAAAGGUUCUUCCCCGUGGAGAAGUUAUUCAUGUGAAAAUCCUUGGAAUCUUGGGUCUUAUUGAUCAAGGUGAAACAGAUUGGAAAUUAAUUGCUAUCAAUAUGAAUGACCCUGAUGCCUCGAAGUUUCAUGAUAUUGAUGAUGUUAAGAAGUACAAGCCAGGUUAUUUGGAAGCCACGCUGAAUUGGUUUAGAUUGUAUAAGAUCCCAGAUGGAAAACCAGAAAACCAGUUCGCAUUUAAUGGAGAAUUCAAAAACAAGGCUUUUGCUCUUGAAGUCAUCAAAUCUGCUCAUGAAUGUUGGAAAGAACUGCUGAUGAAGAAGUGUGAUGGAGGUGCUAUAAACUGUUCCCAUUCUUGCCAUCCACGAAUGCUGCCCGCUGCGCUGCCCACUGCCUCUCCGUGUGGCCCAUGGCAGAGCCUGUCCGCUUGCCCAGGUUCUGCUAGUUUCUCCUCAAGCACAAACGUGCACAUGUGUGAAAGCCCGUUCCACUGCUCUCAGGAGGAAGCAAGAUCCUUAGUUCAAUCGGUGCCGUCUUCACCGGGUAAAGAGAGCAACGAGGAAGAUGAAUGAUUUAAAACCACCACAGCAAACCAGCUGCCUGUUUCUCCUUUAUUUUUCUUGAACAGAUUCAUGUGGAACUAACCCUGUUUAUGCACCUGACGCAGGCUUCCGGCUGCCCAGUCUUCCUGGUAAAGAGGACACUUAGCGCUAAGAAAUGACAGCAUCACAAUGCACAAUUCAUAGCACACAGGCAGACGGCGGCCGCUGCUCUGAGGUCCGCCGGGGCCCAGACCACAGCGUGGGCGCGGCCCCGAGGGCUGCUGAGCCUGGAGCGUGUGGUGAACAGGCGUUUCUUAAGACUCUACUUGCUUGAGCAAUGGACUUGUCCCACAGUCCUGUAGGAGACUGUUUUACAGUACAGAAUGUGAGAUGAGCACCAAAGAACCUAUGUUUCGUGGACUAACACAUCCCCCCAAAUCCAGUAAGCCCCACUUUGGAUUGAACUGGCUGGAUUAAAAAUGGACACACUGCUCAUCAGCAGAGGCCUGCGAACAGCAAAAAUAGUUUAAAAGCUUUCCUCAUUUCCUUAAAAAAGUCCCCUUUGCCUUCUAAAAUGAAAGUAAACUUUGU
This is a messenger RNA of Talpa occidentalis (Iberian mole), 2581 nucleotides long. It is a transcript of the gene PPA2, whose product is annotated as inorganic pyrophosphatase 2. Bases 1058 to 2020 code for a protein of 320 amino acids. Gene Ontology annotation, molecular function: magnesium ion binding; inorganic diphosphate phosphatase activity. The transcript has 14 exons. The record is from RefSeq and is a predicted model, not a curated record. Gene Ontology annotation, biological process: phosphate-containing compound metabolic process. Lineage: Eukaryota; Metazoa; Chordata; Mammalia; Eulipotyphla; Talpidae. Gene Ontology annotation, cellular component: cytoplasm.